This is a messenger RNA of Cajanus cajan (pigeon pea), 1512 nucleotides long. RefSeq names its product nucleolar/coiled-body phosphoprotein. Lineage: Eukaryota; Viridiplantae; Streptophyta; Magnoliopsida; Fabales; Fabaceae. The record is from RefSeq and is a predicted model, not a curated record.
AUGGCUGGGUGAAAGGCUUGUCUUCCUCAUUAGCAAAGGAAAGAGAGAGAGAGAGAGAGAAAGAGAGAGAGCAUUGGUGAUGGCAGACGAUUUGUUCGAAGGAUUGCCUCCUCCUUCCUCAGACACUCUUAUUUCUCAACAUCCACGCCAUGAAGAACCAAUUAUUGUUCCUACCAGCAACACGGAAUCCUAUGCAGUUCCAGUUCCGCCUCCUAAGCCAAUCCUCAAAAGUGCCCUCAAGCGCCCCAACCCUACUCAACCUGACACCCAAGCUACAGCACCUAAGAAAAGCUUGAAGUUCAAAACCACCACGGAUGCCUCCCAAGCACAGGUUAUAGAGGCCAUGAAGAAGAUAACUUCACACAUUAAGAACCCUGCAAAGUUCAGCAAGGCUGCAAAGCUUGCUAUACAGCUGAUUCAGGCAGGAAGUGUAAAAUCAGAAGUUAGUGAUUAUUUUUUUGCCAUAUUAGAAGCUGCAAUGUCAUCUUCCAUUACUUGUACAGAUCCUUCAGUGCGGGCAGAUUAUCAUUCUUUGUUCACCAUAGCACAAGACGCCAAAGAACACCUCAAUAAGAAGCAAAAGAAUCAAUUGGAAACAUGGACAAUUAGUGCUGUGGUGGCAAAUGAUUUAUAUACAGAUGACAGCUUCGUGUUUUCUAAAGCAUCUGGGCAAAUCAAGGAAGCUAUAUCUAAUCUUCCUGUUGCAACAGAAGAAGAGGAUGCAGAGGAAGCAAGGUCUCUGAUAGAUAGCACUGUUACGGCAGAUGAAGGUAGUCAAACACAUGAUACAGAUAAGGAUAAUGGUGGGGAGGAAGCUGACCCAUUUGGACUUGAUGCUCUGAUUCCUAGAUCCGCAAAGAAAGGUGAAAAACUAAAGGAAAAGAAUGAGGUAGCUGUGAAAAUAAGGAAAGAGGAUGAGGAAGAAACCAAGAGAUUCCUCAAGUCACAAAGAGUAGCCCUGAUUACUUGUUUAGAGAUUGCUGCUCGGCGUUAUAAAACACCAUGGUGUCAAACUGUAAUUGAUAUUUUAGUAAAGCAUGCCUUUGAUAAUGUGGCAAGAUUUACAACUGGUCAGAGGGAUGCCGUUGGGAAACUGUGGGCUUCCAUAUGGGAACAACAAACUCGUCGGAAGCAAGGGAAGUCAGUUAAUGGAAAACUUGAUGUAAAUGCUUUUGAAUGGCUUCAACAAAAAUAUGCUAGUGAAAAGAUUAGCAUUCGGCAUUCUGUUGGAGCUAGCGGCGAUCGUCGUGCUCAACAAUGGCUUGGUUAAAUAUUCUUGUGACCUUUCUAUGAAAACAAUAGUGAGGAUGAUGGCAACUGUAAAAUGGUUUGAAGGAGGGGAGAUGUGUUAUCGUCCUUUCCUUUCAUUGAGUGUUGUAACUUAGUAGGUCUCAGACAUCUCCCCUGACUGAAUAUCCACAAAACAAUUUGGUAGUAACUGCGGAAUACGUGAUUUCUUUACCCUUUUUUAUUUGUGCACAUAUAAGUUAUUGAUUUGUUUUCAAAACGGAA